This is a messenger RNA of Olea europaea var. sylvestris, 661 nucleotides long. RefSeq names its product protein FAR1-RELATED SEQUENCE 5-like. The annotation marks the transcript as partial. NCBI's taxonomy places the organism in Eukaryota, Viridiplantae, Streptophyta, Magnoliopsida, Lamiales, Oleaceae. The record is from RefSeq and is a predicted model, not a curated record. The transcript has 2 exons.
UGAAUGCAAUAAAUUAUUCAUAAUUUCAAUGUAUGUACUUCUUAUGAUGUUUAAUGUUUCAUGGCCUUGCUCCCGUUUUUAGUUGAACCUGUACUCAUGUUAUUGCAGCAGAUAAUUAUGUUUAGUAUUGCAUUUUCAGGAGUUUGAGCCCUUCAUACAGAAGCCGAAUUCUAUUGUCCAUUUCCACUCCGCAGCAUCAUUUCAGGCCGUAAUAAAGUAUGGAUUUGAAUGUGCAAGACAAGCAGGACGAUGUUUUAGUGCAAUCUGAUAAUGUUGAGUUGCUGGAGUCCGUGAAUGUAGUGGAAGGUGUAACAUCAAGCGGAGAUGGUGUAAUUGUGCCCGAAGUGGGUAUGUUGUUUAAAAGUGAAGUAGAUAUGUAUGAUUUCUACAAGAAAUAUGCUUAUGCGGUGGGUUUUCCAAUUAAGAAAAGGAAUUCAAAAAAAGGAGAUGAUGGAGUUGUGAGAUACAUGACGUUGACAUGUAGUCGUGAAGGCGGAAUAAACAAUAAUAGUAGCGAUUCUUUGAAGCCGCAACCCACAGUUAAAAUGGGUUGUAAGGCUAGGAUUUCUAGAUCUUCCGAUACUUUUGGAAAUUGGAGAAGUAAUGCAGUAAACCUCGACCAUAAUCAUGAAACAAGUCCUUCUAAAUCCAGGUUAUAUCG